AUGGCUUCCUCGAGUGAAAGUUCUGAUGAAGACUUGGAAAAAUUUGCAGCUAUAGCUGGUAUUGUCGACACUGGUAAAAUAACUCUCGUUUUUUGUGAAAAUAUAUUAGGCUUAAAAUAAUACAGUUGUCUGUAAUAUUCUGAAAACAUUGUUUGUUUUUGUUUCCUUAUAAACAUCAUUUAGAGGUAUCUAAAAAGGGCGAUUCGGAUAAUUCCCGUGCAAGCUCGAAACCUCGCACUAAGCCAAGUUUGAGGUUAGUUCUGGCUGUAUUUGUUUUCAAAAAUAACCCAAGAUCUUCAAAAGAACCGCGCGAUUCCGUAUUUUUUGAUGUUGAUCAGAAUUUCAUUUCUCCAUAUGCAUUAUCAGAUAUCAUUGGCUUUCCCAGGGGUUUACUCCCGGGACACUCCCUCCCAGGGGUUCACUCCUGGGACACUCCUGGGGAUUUGUAUGUAGGGUGAAAAAGCCCCAGGGUAUGGGGUAUAAAUAGCAGACAUAACUCCUCUGCCUGGUUCAGAGACCUAAGAAUAUAAUGUACAGUAUUUAUCAGCCAUAAGGCCCCUGAAGAGAAAAAUGUGUGCUCAAGAUACUGAGAAAGCACAGGACACUGCCUAAGAGCAGGCAGUUACUGGCAAUUAUAUCAAGCAAGUCUGUUUUCUAUUUGACCUGUUGCUUGCAUAUUUAUGUUUCAGUAUGGUUUGGUAACACCACACUGGUGCCAGAGCAAAUGUAAAAAUACUAAGAAUACCAACUUUUGAAGAAUCCUGUGAGGCUAAGCCAAGGGCUUUUGUUGUUUGUUAGCCGAAGACGUACAAUGCUCCAAAAAUUGCCCUUUCACCUCUCCCUCUCCUGCCUCAGAAGAGCAGAGCUGAAGAUUAAUGUGACUGACCCCAAAGGGUCUGGUGCCUACCUUAGCUUUACAAACCAGUUUUACCACCUGAAUUGCUGGUCCCUAUUUGUGGUGAUGAAAGUUUGUGCCUUAUAGAUAUUUUUUUUCCCUUACUGCAGACACUGGAGGGAGGAUGAAGACACUGUCUUUUCAACCUCGGAGUUAAUAACUCCUGAAUUUAGACAACAUGUUGCAAAGAAGCUCUCAAAAUUUCUUGACAGCAGCUAUAUCUGGUAAAUGUUGUUGCUGUUUACAAUAACUAUCAUCUAUCAUCUACUCUCAGAGGGUAGGUGUUGCAGCUGUGACUUCCAGUUAUUCACCCCCCACCAGAUUGCCUUUAACAUUGUUAUGCAUAUGACGAAACUGGAGGCUUGUGAUGUUACCCCAAUUGGUUACCAUAUUGCCCGAGUCUGACCGCCUUUUUUUAUCCAAUAAAAGUGGUGACUUAGCCGGGUUUUUUGUCCUUUCAAGAAAACACAAUAUAUGCAGCUCUGUGUGUGGGCCUUUCAGCACUAAAUCUCAGUGACAAGAUCCCUUUAUUAAUUUUUUUACAUCUUUUUUCUUGUUUGCACUGUUAGUACUCAAGAGGCUGAACAAAAUGGCUAUCACAAUAAUUCACAUAAGUCAUCUGGGAUCAAACUGCUGUCGACUUCCAGCCAAAGGUUAGGAGAAGAAUCUGUACAGGAAAUAUCAACAACAAACAAGACAAAGAAGAAUAGGAAGAACUGUUCAAGCAGCAGUGAAAGGUAUGCUUACAAGAAUAUUAGGGAGCUUAAGCAACUACGAAAACAACCACAACAAAAAAAUAAUAGGUUUAAUGAUCAAAACAACAGCUCUGUAUGUGCAUCACACUUUUUAGUUCAUUUCCUUGAAGUCCACUGCAAGACUACGACGUGAAACCUCCUAAUUUUCCGCUUCAUGGAGGACGUAAACAUGCAACAAUGAAUUUUCCUUCCUCUUUUUGAACCUGAGUAAAAUCCUUAAGAAUUCAACUCCAGGAUAAGUCACCUGCAUUUGACAUAUUAAGCAGGUCCAAAUAGACGCGAUUAAGUUUUAAAGAAUGCAAAUUCAUUUUUUCACCAACGUUUUCACUGCUGUCCUCGUCNUAUUCACCCCCCACCAGAUUGCCUUUAACAUUGUUAUGCAUAUGACGAAACUGGAGGCUUGUGAUGUUACCCCAAUUGGUUACCAUAUUGCCCGAGUCUGACCGCCUUUUUUUAUCCAAUAAAAGUGGUGACUUAGCCGGGUUUUUUGUCCUUUCAAGAAAACACAAUAUAUGCAGCUCUGUGUGUGGGCCUUUCAGCACUAAAUCUCAGUGACAAGAUCCCUUUAUUAAUUUUUUUACAUCUUUUUUCUUGUUUGCACUGUUAGUACUCAAGAGGCUGAACAAAAUGGCUAUCACAAUAAUUCACAUAAGUCAUCUGGGAUCAAACUGCUGUCGACUUCCAGCCAAAGGUUAGGAGAAGAAUCUGUACAGGAAAUAUCAACAACAAACAAGACAAAGAAGAAUAGGAAGAACUGUUCAAGCAGCAGUGAAAGGUAUGCUUACAAGAAUAUUAGGGAGCUUAAGCAACUACGACAACAACCACAACAAAAAAAUAAUAGGUUUAAUGAUCAAAACAACAGCUCUGUAUGUGCAUCGCACUUUUUAGUUCAUUUUCCUUGAAGUCCACUGCAAGACUACGACGUGAAACCUCCUAAUUUUCCGCUUCAUGGAGGACGUGAACAUGCAACGAUGAAUUUUCCUUCCUCUUUUUGAACCUGAAUAAAAUCCUUAAGAAUUCAACUCCAGGAUAAGUCACCUGCAUUUGACAUAUUAAGCAGGUCCAAAUAGACGCGAUUAAGUUUUAAAGAAUGCAAAUUCAUUUUUUCACCAACGUUUUCACUGCUGUCCUCGUCGUCCUUGCUUAAGGUCCCUAUUUCCUCAUUUAAAAAGAUAGGCCCAGGGCAAAAUGAAAAAAGCAAUUUUUCAUUUUUCCUAGAACAUCCCCCCCAUGGGAAUCAAAAUUCAAAAAGACUUACUCUCUUGGUUGUUUUUUUGUUUGUUUGUUUUUUUCUUAUCCUCUGACAAAGGUCUGGCAUUCAUAGUGAAAGUUACUGAAACUAUUUUCACUUUUAACUUCUCAUUGUUUUCCAGUGAUACAGAUGAAGAAGAAAUUAACCGUUUAGCAGAAGCAGCUGUUUCUGGUCACUCUAUCAUCAAAAAUGGUAAGGUCACCUUGCACCUAGCCACUAAAAAGAGGUUGGAAUGUGCUUUGUUCUCCGCUUGUAUUUUGUCAUUUGUGGGGGGUGUUAAAUUUAAUGCUAAUAAACAGAAAGGUUUGCAUAAUAAAGUGCAAUAAAGGCUUCAACUCAUAACCUAGACCACUCAAAGGAAAACUGCCAUUUUUAGCUAGUUGAGCCCUUUUCCUGACCAUCACGUAGCAACUAAAUGAGCGUUAUUUGUUAUUGGAUAAGCAGAAAUGUAGGCAAACUUGGUCCUUAGUCUUACCAUAUCUCUUAUUCGAUGGCCUUUUUCUCUACUCUCGAGAUAGCGCUAGAGGUGUAGAUAUCACAAGUGUGGAUUAUUAAAGCUGCAGAGUACCCUUCCUGCCUUUUUUUCCCCAUUCUUCUAUCCUCAUGUUUUAAAAACGACAAAUAAACAUACCUCAUGUUUUAUAUUCCACAUUGGCAAGAAAUUCCUGGGGAGCACACCACGCCCCUCACCCCACUAUUUACAGGCCUAUCCAUUUUAUCAACAAUUAUUUCCCAUUAUAUCCCCUGGUUGUAGGCUCAAAUAAGUCAUGUAUUUGGCGCCAGUUUCUCGAUAGGUGGAUAACUCUUUCCUCCUCCUUAGGCCUUUCUCGGAUCACUAAUGAGAUUGGAACGUGGGCGGGUCUCUGGGGGUACUUCCAGAAAAACUGGUUAGGGGUGUGCCGCACGCUUCCUGAAACCCUUACCCUAUUUCAGACCAAAAUCUGUGAUUUUCCCUACCCUAUUUCAGACCUGAUCAAAAAUUUGAUACCCUAUUUCAGACCUGCCUUAUAAUCAGUUCCCUAGGUCAGACCAAUGUUAAAGGCAAUGUUUAUACGCUUUUAUUGGGUAGGAUACAAAACUGUACAAAGUUUCAAGCUUAAAAUUCCACACUAAAAAACACGUUGAAUAAUGCGCCGUCAUAAAUACAGAAUACGUGCCUACCUAACGUUAAUAUGAUGACUAAUAUACUAUAUACAGGAACAAUACAAUAGUGUAUUUUACGAACCGUAAUCUUGGAAUACAGGAAUUCAAAGUAGCUUCUUCCAAAAAACAUACCAGAAACUCUGAACAUACCCAANCACGCUUCCUGAAACCCUUACCCUAUUUCAGACCAAAAUCUGUGAUUUUCCCUACCCUAUUUCAGACCUGAUCAAAAAUUUGAUACCCUAUUUCAGACCUGCCUUAUAAUCAGUUCCCUAGGUCAGACCAAUGUUAAAGGCAAUGUUUAUACGCUUUUAUUGGGUAGGAUACAAAACUGUACAAAGUUUCAAGCUUAAAAUUCCACACUAAAAAACACGUUGAAUAAUGCGCCGUCAUAAAUACAGAAUACGUGCCUACCUAACGUUAAUAUGAUGACUAAUAUACUAUAUACAGGAACAAUACAAUAGUGUAUUUUACGAACCGUAAUCUUGGAAUACAGGAAUUCAAAGUAGCUUCUUCCAAAAAACAUACCAGAAACUCUGAACAUACCCAAUUCAAGAGUAGAGUGCACAAACCAUACCCUAUUUCAGACCAAAAUGAUCAAAAUUGAUACCCUAUUUUGGACCCAAACGUCUAAAACACCAUACCCUUUGGCGCCGCACAUACCUAUAUAGCCUAUAUAAGGGAGUACCCCCCGGGGGGGAGGGGCAGGUAGGCUAGAGUUCCUUAGAUCAAGCGAUCGCUAGCAAAAGGUGAAUGGUAGGGUUGGCUCUGUUCUACUAGUAAGUGUCAACAAAAUUAGUGACAAAAAUCUUAGUAUCAGGGGAUGGUUUCUCUAAAGUCCCGGAUUCAAAAGAUACGUGGGUCCUAGCUAACUAACCAGGCCAUUUUGUUUUGUUAAGUGAUAGUUUUGUCGUGUUAUCUACAAAAUCACCGAAACCUAUAUCUUGAAUACUAAUAACAACAGCUUUACGGGCCCGUUAUAGCCUGUACACACACGCUGAUUUAUUUAUCGGCAGUUUUGAGAAACGGUCCUCUUAAGGGAAAGUGCUGAGGAGAUUUCAUAGUGAGAUUACCCAGUGAAGAGCCACUCAAAUAACAUGCUUUUCCUGUCAACAGUUUCCACAGGAAACCAAGAAGGAACUGAAACAGAUGAAGAAACCACAGAAAACAGCAGCGUUAAAAAAAAGAAAGAAAAGAAGAGGAAAAAAGAAAAGAAGAAACAAAGACUCGAAAUAGAAACCGAACACAAGAAGAAGCAUAAGAAACGCAAAAAAUACAAACUCAAAGAAGAAACUUGA
Molecule: messenger RNA, 5343 nt
Organism: Porites evermanni
Lineage: Eukaryota; Metazoa; Cnidaria; Anthozoa; Scleractinia; Poritidae
Source: the annotation of a GenBank genome assembly